Messenger RNA from Aspergillus heteromorphus CBS 117.55, 1931 nucleotides. Its product is annotated as aminotransferase-like domain-containing protein. The record is from RefSeq and is a predicted model, not a curated record. The transcript is spliced from 4 exons. Bases 258 to 1829 code for a protein of 523 amino acids. Gene Ontology annotation, biological process: L-tyrosine biosynthetic process; aromatic amino acid catabolic process. Lineage: Eukaryota; Fungi; Ascomycota; Eurotiomycetes; Eurotiales; Aspergillaceae. Gene Ontology annotation, molecular function: L-2-aminoadipate:2-oxoglutarate transaminase activity; aromatic-amino-acid:2-oxoglutarate transaminase activity; pyridoxal phosphate binding.
GCGCAGAAGGUGGGCUGUGACGAUACCGUACGGAGAAUUUCGGCAGAAAGGUAUGGAGCGGAGAGAAGCCCGACGCCGGGAUUACAGAACGGGACGGUCUUGCGCCCUACCGCGAUGCGCCCUAAGGGGCUGCGUGUGGGUCGUGGUGGAGCGCUUCAGUAUCGUGAGUCUGCUGUAUAAAGCAGCCAUCUAUCCCAGAGCCUCAUGGGGACAGGGACAUCAAAUCGACACGAACGGUCUUCGCACCAUCUAGCAUCAUGAGUGUUCAGCAAAAUGGCGUGGUUGUCCACGAACGGCCCUCCAUCACGGAUAUCAUGGAGAGAAGAGCCAAGGCCGGCAGGCUCGUCACGGGUAUAGCAGCUGUCUCGGAUAGUGACAUGUUCAAGGCCCCGACGUCCGGCAAGCCCAAGGCCAAGAACUGGGACUCCCACCUCAGCCCAGAGAGUCAAGGCCGCCCGCCAUGCAUCCUCAAACAAGCCUCCGGCUACCUCAAAGUCCCCGGCAUGAUCUCCCUCGGCGGCGGCUUCCCAUCCAGCGAAUACUUCCCGUACUCCGAGAUCAGCAUGCGGGUGCCCACCGCGCCCGCCUUCGCCGAAACCGACCCGACGCAACUCGUCACCAUCGGCAAACACGACAUCAGAGACGGAACAUCCGAAUACGACCUCUCCGUAGCCCUCAACUACGGGCAAGCGACCGGAUCUCCGCAAAUGACGCGGUUCAUCACCGAGCACACCGAACUCAUGUUCAACCCGCCCUACGCUGACUGGCAGAUCUGUCAGACUGUCGGGAGCACCAGCGCGCUGGAACAGACCGUCCGCAUGCUGUGCGAUCGCGCGAGAAAAGACUCCAUCCUGACGGAGGAAUACACCUUCGCGACGGCCCUCGAGACCAUCGCUCCACUGGGUGUCAAGGCCUUCGGCGUGCAGAUGGACGGGGAGGGACUGCUGCCGGAAAGCAUGGACCAGACCCUCUCCGAAUGGAACGAAGACGCCCGGGGCGCCCGCAAGCCCCACGUCCUAUAUACCGUUCCGUCCGGGCAGAAUCCCACCGGCGCGACGCAGGGCAUCCAACGCCGGAGGGACAUCUACGCCGUGUGCCAGAAACACGAUCUGUACAUCAUCGAAGACGAACCGUACUACUACCUCCAAAUGCCGGCCUACAAAGCCCAGCCCACCGCCCCGUCCUCAUCCGACCCCACCAGCGUCGAGACCUUCAUUGCAGGCCUCGUCCCCGCUUUCCUGAGCAUCGACGUCGACGGCCGCGUCCUCCGCAUGGACUCCUUCUCCAAGGUCCUGGUCCCCGGCUCCAGACUGGGCUGGAUCACAGCCAGCGCGCAGAUCGUGCAGCGGUACCAGCGACACGCCGAGGUCGCGAACCAGGGACCCAGUGGGUUUUCGCAACUCAUGCUGUGGAAGCUGCUUGAUGAAACAUGGGGUCACGAGGGGUAUCUGAGGUGGUUGAUGGAUUUGAGGAUGCAUUACACCAGAAGACGUGAUGCGUUGUUGGCUGUUUGCGAUGAGUUUCUGCCCAGGGAGGUCGUGAGCUGGACUCCGCCUUCUUCGGGGAUGUUUCUCUGGAUGAAGGUUGAUCCUGCCAAACACCCGGACUAUCCCCGUCGCUCUGCACUGGAUAUUGAGGAAGAAAUCUUCCAUCAUGCGAUCGAUAAUGGUGUUCUGUGUGCCCGGGGCUCUUGGUUCCGGACGGAGCCGGGUACGCCUGCCAGUGAGAUCUUCUUUCGGGCGACGUAUGCGAGUGCCAGUGAGGAGGCGAUGGGCACGGCGAUUCAGAGGUUGAGUAUGGCGAUUCGGAAGUCCUUCCAGCUGCAGUAGAUAGGUGGAUUUGAUGGUGAGGGCGGUUAUGCUUUCGUUUUGGGAUUUCGUUGCAUGGGUUGGCGUUUGGGGUGCGGAAUUAGAUCUGACUUGUGACCUGGC